AGAUGACGUCAUGCGCGCCGUCGCAGACGACGACUCCGUUAGCAGCUCCCAGCGCAGCGCCGUCCGUCAUCGCUGGCUCCGCGGGUUGGAUGUUUCGUUAAAAAGCUUCUCCUGCCGGCGACGGGAUAACCCGCACCGGUGGGUGCCUGUGUCAUGUCCAUGAACUGCGCGUCGGAACGCCGGUCGCUCUACGGGAGCCAGGCGUCGCUGCAUGGCGGGACUCCCCUUUUUAGCUGCGGUAUUUGCCUGGACGCAUAUACUAGCCCCAAGGUUCUGCCUUGUCUGCAUACUUUUUGCGAGUCCUGUCUGGAAAGUUACGUCCCGGCGGAGAGCCUUACUCUCAGCUGUCCCGUUUGUCGACAGCAGUCCAUCUUGCCCCAAGAGGGCGUUCCCGGCCUUCCGGACAACAGCCUACUUCAACGACUCAUGGAAGCUCCACCCUGUUCGGGCUGCGGGACGCCAGGGCCCUCACCACGCCAGUGCCCUGCAUGCUCACUUCCUCUCUGUUCCUCCUGUGAUCCCUGUACCGGUGACGGAGACACACUGCACCGGCCUGGCGGCAAACCCGUCGAACCCUUGCUUCUCUGCCCGAAGCACAGCAGCCAAACCCUACGCUUCUUCUGUCGCGACUGUGAAACGGCAGUGUGUGUCACUUGCACCGACAUAGAACAUUCCGGUCAUCGCACGACUCGCAUCCGCGAAGCAGCCGAGGACCUGCGAGUCGCCAUACGAACCCUUCUGGACGAAGCUCGCACACGGACACCCGCGUUGCGUGACGCCAUCAACGCUGUUACCGCUACGACGCGUAUGCUCGACGAGCGACACGACGAGGCUGCCCGUCGAGUUACGAUAUGCUUCAAUGAACUGGCAACGGUCAUCCGUGGCCGAGAAGACGCUCUGCUUGCGGAACUCGGCGAAAUACACGCACAUAAGAGGACUAUUCUAGAAGCUCAAAGAGGAGCCCUGGAAGCCGCUCUAGCUGGAGCGAGUGCGAGCUGUGACUUUGCGGAAGCGGCUCUCGAAAGUGGUUCCGAUACGGAGGUUGCGUUGCUUCAUAACGAGCUGGCUCAGAAAUUACGUCACUUCUCUCUACUGGACGCCCCGCAGGGCCCCGAAGAAAACGCCUGCAUCGACUUCGACGACGACGGUGCCCUGUCGACGCUUCGCGCUGCCUUGUUAGGACUAGGACGACUUCAAAGUCACAGCGCCGUUGCCCAUCAGACGACAGCUGCCGGUGCCGGACUAGCACGUUGUAUCGCCGGCCGACAAGCCCUAGUGAACAUCACGCCGAAAGAUCGCUUCGGAAACUUAGUUCACGCAGGUCCGGGCCCGUCUCUGGUGGCUGCCCAUCUGAGCGGUCCCCACGGUAAUUGCCCGAUUGAAGUGAUACGGCAAGGAGAUGGCAGCUAUGACGUCGUCUUUACCGUGCUCCGAGAAGGCAACUAUACGUUGGGUAUAUCACUCCUUGGACGUCCGAUUCGGGGAAGUCCCUUCGCGGUACGCGCCGUGGCGUCUGAAGAGGAGUCUUCGUCCAGCGGCGACAGGCCACCGGGGAAAGCGAGGGCAACAGGAGGGGCGAGGUCGACUCGAAGGCAUAUGAGCACGAGUAGUCGGUCCGGUUUCUCAUUUCUUCGAGUACCUGGUGAAGAUGACUUGGUGAGGCGAGUCGGGCGAAGGGGAAGAGCUAGAGGAGAACUCAGUAACCCUCAAGGCGUCUGCGCGGCACCGGGAGGCAUGGUAGUGGUUGCUGACAGCAAUAAUCAGUGUGUACAGGUCUUUGGAACAAGCAGGACCGACGAAUGCCGCUUGCGUUUCGGUAUCCGAGGGCGAGGAGCGGGCCAAAUGCAGCGGCCAACCGGAGUGGCACUCACGCAGGCGGGGCACUUCGUAGUGGCGGACUACGAGAACAAGUGUAUCAGUGUCUUCGAACCAAAUGGACGAUUCAUAAACCGUUUGGGCGUAGGCCGUCUCCUAGGACCGAAGGGCAUUGCCGUCGACAAGAACGGACACAUCGUUGUGGUGGACAACCGGGGCAGCUCCGUCCUCGUAUUCCACGACAGCGGGAAGCUUCUUGGACGCUUCGGUACCCGCGGUGUGGGAAGCAACCACUUCGCCGGUCCGCACUACGCCGCCGUCAACAGCCGGAACCAGAUAGUUGUGUCCGACUUUCACAACCACAGUGUCAAGAUAUUGGAUUCGCAAGGCAACUUCGUCGCGUCCUUCGGGUCACACGGUGAAGGGCUGGGUCAAUUCAAUGCUCCAACUGGUGUGGCUGUGGACGCCCAGGACAACAUCCUCGUCGCUGACUGGGGUAACAGCAGGAUACAGGUCUUCGACAGCAACGGCUCUUUCCUGUCCUUCGUCAAUAGCAGCGCCGAUCCUCUGUACGGUCCCCAAGGACUCGCCCUCACGGACGACGGCAACGUCGUGGUCGCCGAUUCUGGCAACCAUUGCCUCAAAGUAUACAAGUACUUACAGUGAAGCUUUUGUCCUCCAGCGUUGGUGCCAAUCUUGACUGUCGUAGUUUACGUUAGCCAAAUAGCUGCAUAGCAAUAUACGUGCAGAAGGUAACAUAUCCUGAGCUUGUCAUCUUCCAAAAGGACUAUAAGUGCUGUGCUUGGUAUUCAAGAGGUGGUGUGUGGGAGGAACUAGUCAUCGAGAGAGGAACUAUGCAAUCUGUUUGGGAUGCAGUGGAAUUUGUACAUUAUACAUUGUACAUUUGUACUGAUGUACCGGGGGAAAUGUGUGUGAUAAAGAGGGGUAACAGUUUACAGUUCGGAUAA
Molecule: messenger RNA, 2783 nt
Organism: Ornithodoros turicata
Lineage: Eukaryota; Metazoa; Arthropoda; Arachnida; Ixodida; Argasidae
Product: tripartite motif-containing protein 3-like
Exons: 6
Coding region: 154-2481 (775 amino acids)
Biological process (GO): protein monoubiquitination
Molecular function (GO): protein binding; zinc ion binding; ubiquitin protein ligase activity
Source: RefSeq, a predicted model, not a curated record